AUGAUGAACAAAGGGGACGGUGGGUGCGAUGACGGUCUAUUUCAAGAUCUGCAGAUUGAAAAGACAAGGUCUGAUAUCAAAGUUCUACUCGCAUUCUUGGAUGCCAAAUAUACCAAUAACAUUGAAGACGAAGAGACUCGACAUAAGAAAAGCCCACCCACCGCGACAUUCGAAAUGCUUUGGAUGCUCCUGAAUCCUGCAACAAGGGUCUAUACCGAUGUUGACGGCGAGCCAGCGGCCUUUGUCAUCAGAUCUGCUACCACGAACAAGGCGAGCCGACGUAUUGGUAGGCGUUUGACUUCCAUCAGUGUCUUCAGCUUCAGCGGCGAACGAGAAGUUUCUAGCCUAAAGGCCUUUCCCGCCGACAUGGCCUCGGACAAAGCUUUGCGACCAAGAUUGGAAAAAGCUGUAAAGCAAUAUUACAAAGGAAGGGUCGUUCUCGAUCCCACGUCAUACUGGUCAUACGGUGAUACCGAAGAGGCUCCACCGCCAAUUGGAGACCUGGACGAUGAGGGGUCAGGAGUAGACGGAAAGUGGAGUACCUACGAUGACAUUGACCCUAGAGAUGAGAUGCUUUUCCCACGGAAGAUCGUGGGCUUCGUACUCAAGAAUAGAGAAUGGGAGGGACUGAAAAUCAACCACGUCUCGCGAUAUGAGCCCAAAGGUAAUGCAAUCAAGAACCUCGUCAUGGAUGAUAGACACCCGGAAGUUAGUCGAAGUCCUCACCUGCAAAUAUAA
Molecule: messenger RNA, 738 nt
Organism: Letharia columbiana
Lineage: Eukaryota; Fungi; Ascomycota; Lecanoromycetes; Lecanorales; Parmeliaceae
Exons: 5
Coding region: 1-738 (245 amino acids)
Source: RefSeq, a predicted model, not a curated record